Messenger RNA from Metarhizium acridum CQMa 102, 1062 nucleotides. The record is from RefSeq and is a predicted model, not a curated record. NCBI's taxonomy places the organism in Eukaryota, Fungi, Ascomycota, Sordariomycetes, Hypocreales, Clavicipitaceae.
AUGGACAAAUCCGUGCUCCUGGGCCACGCCGACAAGAUCAAGGGCCAGCGGCUCACGUUGAGCAGCCCGUUCUCAGCGCGCCGGCGCCGGGUCUGUUUCGAACGAGUCGCCGAGGCUGGCAGCCCAGUCAUUGCCCGAGUUCGCUUGCCGGGCCACCACCCGGACGCGGCCCCGGCCGUCGGCAAAGAGGACGAGGCCGAGGACGUGGCGUACGCGAUAGCCUGCGAGAUGGCCACCAUGAGGUUCGUGGAGCAGGAGCUGCCCGGCGUUGUUGUUCCCCCAGAGUACGCCUUCGAGGGCCCGGGCUCACAGCUCGCCGCCGACGCCGGUGGCGUGUACAUAGAAGCCGGCUUCUACGGCAACACUCUACGCGACGUCGGGCCCGACAUGUCCACCCUUCCUAUCUCGGCUCGAGAACACAUAGAACACAUCGUGGCGCAGUGGGCCAGAUUACACGCCGAGCUGGCGACGCUGGCGUGUCCCCAGAUUCUCUGUUUGCGCCGUGUCGCCGACGGGGCUGCCUACCAUCGGCAGGCUGGCGGGGACUCGAGCCCUACUAGCUUUCCCCUUUGCCAUGUGCGUCUCGGCGCGGAGAAUGUUCUCGUCGGGGACAAGUUUGAUUUUCUUGCCGCGACUGACUGGGAGUUCUGCCACACCGCGCCCUGGCAGGUGGUGUACGAGAGCGUGUCGCGGCACGAGUUUGGUGAAGAGGUGUUGCGGCACAAAUUCCGGAGCGCCGAGAAGGAGUUGCCGAUGCAAGGGAGACCUGUUGCUGUGUCGUCCGGCCAGAUUUGGGGCAGCCCGGCGUCGAGAAUUUAUGCUUGCUUCUCCAAGCUCGGCCGCGUGCCCGAGGCCGAUGGCGGCUUGGUCUACCAGGUGGUGCGGCUGGCGUUUGCUUGGACCGGUAGAGAAGCAGACGAGUGCCUUGAAAAUAUCAAAAUUCAUUAUAAUGCUUCAACCUUGCGAAAACGUGCUAGACCAAAAGUCAUGUCCGUCGCUGGACGAGCAGUGUCUGCUGCUCCCGUGUAUGGCAGCGGUUUCAUACCACGCCUCGCACUGUAG